AUGAUUGUUAAUACUGCGAGGGCCUUCCCCGUUCAUGUACGAACUUCUUUCACACUACACUGUCAGACAUACGAAACUCGAUCAAUUUCCCUUCACAACCAACCGUCAAUGGCAUCGAUGGGCCGGGAAAAGUACAGUCUCCGUCGGGAGAUCACGCGCGCUACUCAGUGGCCAAACAAAGAGAAAGGAAAGACAGCCGAAGGAGACUCCGUAAAAUUCGUUCCAGCCGCGGCUAUCAAAAAUCUCACCACCGAAUCAAUUGUGAAAAGGGCUCUAGGGGAACUCAGCCACGAGGGCAUCUUGAGGCGCAUUUGCAGUAUCGACCCCCCUGUCAAGAAGAUCUUUCUGAUUCUAGCUCGGGCUGAGAUGCUGAAUAUGGUCGAGAAGUUCAUUUUUAGCAACUUUUCAGAUCAAGAUCUACCGAUACGUAUUUUCGAAGAUGACUCCGCAUGUGUCGUGCAGUCAGCGCAGCCUUCACGCUCAUCAGACAACCUCUUGUGGGACAGCGGGCUUACCUACCCCUACAUGGAGCGGUUUGUAAUCCAGCAGUGGCAGUUCCUGUCGCCCAUCUUUGGAAAGGGGUUCAAAUUCGAAUUGCGACCGGGUAUCGCCUUGCCAUUAAUCGAAAAAGAUGAUGGCGCCCCCGCAGGGUUCAGCGUCGUCUCCAGAGUCAAGGUGCACCCUUCUCAUAUCUCAAAAGAGCCAUCAGACGUCCUGGCCAUGAAGGAACUCAACUUGGAUAUCGACGAUCAAGCUGAGUGUCUCGUUCGAGAGAUGCCAAAUCUGACAUCCUUGCAACACCUGGACCACGAUCAUCUCAUCAAACCAGUUGCCAUCUGCACUAGGGAGAAACGGGCUUUCUUUUUCUUCCAAUGGGCAGACGGGGGAGACUUAUACAAGUUCUGGAAAAAGCACGCCCCAGAUGGCCGCAUUCCUUGGAUGUUGGAUCAAAUGAUUCAUCUCAGCGAUGCGCUGACUUUGUUGGCCUCUUGGAACUGUCGACAUAGCGAUCUCAAACCGCAGAACAUCCUACUUUUCCAUGAUGACACAAACAUCGGCACUCUCAAGAUCACCGACGUCGGUAUUUCCAAGUUUCAUAUUUUGGCGACCAGCAAACGAGUAAAGGGAACGACCGCCAAAAGCGCUACAGAGAGAUAUAGCCCACCAGAAUUCCACCGGCUGAGUGAUGAUAAACUUAGGGAUCAUGUCGAGGGCCCUGACAGCCCAAAACUAUCCCGCAGAUUCGACAUUUGGUCACUCGGCUGCAUCUUCGUCGAGUUCAUCAUCUGGGCUAGGCUCGGCAAAGGUAUGUACAAGAGAUUCGACGAUGAAAUGCAAAAUUCCGCAAAAUUCUGGGAGCUUGAGCCUUCAACUCCCGUGCCCCCAGAUGUUGAACCUCGUGCUCCCCAAGACUUGUCACACUAUCAUGUUCACAGAACAGUGGAGACGUGGAUCAAGUACCUACAGCGGAAACUUUCGCAGACACGAGACGACACCAUUUUCCGAGAAAUCCUUGGUCUGGUCGAGAAGAGCAUGCUUGUGGUCGACUACAAAAAGCGGUGCAGUGCGUCGGAAGUGCAUGAUCGUUUGAAGGCGAUACAAGAUCGCAAGCAGCAGCUUUCUAACACGGGUAACACGGCAACGCUGGAGGUCAAUUUCGACGAGGUUGAACCUUUUGCUAACUCGGAGGGGUUAACAACCACUACGGUUCCCCAGGACAACGUAGCGGCCCAAAGACGUCAAAUUGCCAAGCUGCGCGAUCGAUGGACGGUUACUACAGACAACAAGCCCGCUGAGGCGUUCUUCUCUAGGGCUGUUAUUCCGGUCCCUAGAAAGAGUAGCGCGCUGUGUCCCGUGUGUUCAACGUUUCGCAUCUGGGAGCCUGAGUCCAAAAUAUCUGGGAGCGUGGGAGGCUUCAAGGCUAGAUCCACCACGUGCGGCAUGUGUAAACUGCUAUACUCCGUUUCAAAGAGAGUAGGCCUCAGGGAAAAUGAACAUCUGCGCUGCGUUCGAAAUGGAUCGACUAUGAACUUCGAGAACCAACCAGUCUUGUCCCUGUUUGCUGAUCCCGACAGUCCUCUGCAAUACCAGCUCCUUCGCCAGUGGCUCCAUGUCUGCGACACCGAACAUGGCCACAACCCUGAGGCAUACAAGGAUUCUCUGCAAAUGCCAACGCGACUUAUCCACAUUGAAGACUCGAGAGAGCGCUUAGAUGUCAUCCAAGGAUCUUCCUCUUUGCGCUAUGCUGCUCUGAGCCACUGCUGGGGUAACAGCCCCAAGCUAUGUACCUUGACCAGCAACUUGGAGGCAUUCCGCAAAGAGAUCCCCCACAACCUUCUCCCUUUAAACUUCCAGGAGGCUAUCAGGGUAGCAAGGGCGCUAGGGAUCCCAUACCUUUGGAUAGACUCUUUGUGUAUUGUCCAAGACGACUUGGCGGACUGGGAGCGGGAAGCUGGCCGGAUGGGCCAGGUAUUCAGCAACGCAUACUGCACUAUCGCAGCGACCUCGGCGGCCGCGUCCGACGAGGGUUUUCUCGCUCGCCAAACGGACCCACCACUUUCUGCAGCGAUCGAAGCUCCCGGUGGGGGAAUCCUCCAUGUUUCCGAAUUCAUGGAGGACUAUCACCAAGACUUGGAGCUGGCACCAUUAAACACUCGCGGGUGGGUGUUACAGGAACGCGCGUUGUCGAGGAGAACUCUUCAUUUCACUAAGACACAAGUUUAUUGGGAAUGUGGAGCGGGAGUACACUGCGAACGACUUUUCAAGUUGUCGAACCCACAAGCAACUCUCUUUGCAGACUCGGAUUUCCCGCAGGCCAUUCUCAAACACUUCAAAGGCGGCAGAAUCACUCUGUUCCAACAUCUUUACCAGACAUACUCGCGGCUCUCUUUCAGUCACAUAUCAGACCGUUCCGUUGCCAUACUCGGUCUUGAGAAACGCCUUCUUGACGCGUUCCAGACCCGUGGCGGAUUUGGCAUCUUUGAGGUAUACUUGGCUCGGAGUCUGCUCUGGUCUCGACAGGAAGACGUGUUUCUAAAUCUGAUUCCGUGCACGAAGAGCCGUCCUCCUCCAUCUUGGUCGUGGAUGGCUUACCAGGGUCCUAUCACCUACAUGGAAAUUCCUUUCGAUCAGGUUGACUGGACCACUGACUGUGUCUUUCCAUCCGAUUCCGAGAUUGCCACGAACACUCAAGGACCUGCGUUGAAGACACUGGCGAGGGAACUGACCAUGAGUCGUCUAGACCUCAUUCACAGAGUCAAACUUGAUCAACAGGCUGAGAUUCGAGUCUCAGAUUUGCGGGGGGUCGUACUUGGCAAGGACAAACGCCGAGAAUCGCGGGAGCCUAUGCACUACGUCCUUCUUAUCACACUUUCCAGAGAUCAGUUAGAGGGAAGGGAGGUUUAUGUCCGAGCAGGUGUGGCCUGGCUCCUUGAACACAACGUAGCACCAGUUUCAGAAGAAGUAGAGGUUUACUAG
Molecule: messenger RNA, 3477 nt
Organism: Fusarium vanettenii 77-13-4
Lineage: Eukaryota; Fungi; Ascomycota; Sordariomycetes; Hypocreales; Nectriaceae
Exons: 8
Coding region: 1-3477 (1158 amino acids)
Biological process (GO): protein phosphorylation
Molecular function (GO): protein kinase activity; ATP binding
Source: RefSeq, a predicted model, not a curated record